AACAUCUGUGUGUGUGUGCUCUGAGAUUUUGGGCUUACAGACCGAUAUUAUGAUAAACGGACUGCUCAUACAGUAAAUCCUGCGAUGGAGAAUUGAACAUUUUGAGGCUGCGUUCUUUGUUUUUAGGUUGAUGGGCUAUUUCAGGAUUUGAUGCUGAGAGAUGUAAGAGCUGUUGAGGUUCGCAUGCCUCCCAAACCGCGACAUUCAGGGCUGAAAUCAACAGCUCUCGCUGUCUGUUUGGAUUUCACACGGCGAUGUGCCUUUUUGAGAGGGGGUCGUAGCUGAAGCGAGAUACAUUUGAUUGGCUGGGCCUCAGGCCAUGAUGGCUCCACGUAAGCGAGGAGGGCGGGGCCUGUCCUUCCUCUGCUGCUGUUGGAAAAAGAGUGACCAUCCCGAGAUCACCUACCGCCUUCGUCAUGACAGCAACUUCACGCUGCAGACCAUGGAGCCCACCCUGCCCAUGCCUCCCAUUGAGGAGCUGGACGCCAUGUUCACUGAGCUGGUGGAUGAGCUGGACCUCACAGAGAAACAUAGAGAAGCCAUGUUUGCCCUUCCCGCAGAGAAGAAAUGGCAAAUUUACUGUAGCAAGAAAAAGGAACAAGAAGAAAAUAAGGGGGCGACCAGCUGGCCUGAAUUCUACAUCGAUCAGAUCAAUUCGAUGGCUGCUAGGAAGACCCUGCUGGCCCUUGAAAAAGAGGAUGAGGAGGAGAGAAAUAAAACGAUAGAGGGCUUAAAAACAGCUCUACGGACACAGCCAAUGAGGUUUGUCACACGCUUCAUAGACCUCGAUGGGCUGACGUGCAUCUUAAACUUCCUGAAAACGAUGGACUACGAGACCACGGAGUCUCAGAUCCACACCUCGCUGAUUGGCUGCAUCAAAGCCCUGAUGAACAACUCUCAGGGGCGCGCGCACGUACUCGCCCAUGCUGAAAGCAUCAACAUCAUCGCUCAGAGCUUAGCCACCGAGAACAUUAAGACCAAAGUGGCGGUUCUCGAGAUCAUGGGUGCAGUAUGUUUAGUGCCUGGAGGUCACAGAAAAAUCCUCGAAGCCAUGUUGCACUAUCAGAAGUUCGCCUGUGAGCGGACGCGAUUUCAGACCCUUCUGAAUGACUUGGACAGGAGCACAGGCCGCUACAAAGACGAGGUGAACCUCAAGACAGCCAUCAUGUCCUUCAUCAAUGCUGUCCUCAGUCAGGGAUCAGGGGAGACCAGUUUGGAGUUCCGAAUUCAUUUGCGGUAUGAAUUUCUGAUGCUGGGCAUCCAACCAGUGAUUGAUAAAUUACGGUCCCAUGAAAACGCCACGUUAGAUCGGCAUCUGGAUUUCUUUGAGAUGCUAAGAAAUGAAGAUGAAUUAGCUCUCGCAAAGCGGUUUGAGAAUGUUCAUAUAGACACUAAAAGUGCCACUCAGGUGUUCGAACUCAUCCGGAAAAGAAUCAACCACUCGGAUGCCUUCCCACACUUUAUGUCUGUCUUACAACACUGCCUGCACAUGCCCUAUAAACGAAACGGGAACACGGUUCAUUACUGGCUCCUCCUCGACCGGAUCGUCCAGCAGAUCGUCCUACAGAAUGAAAAAGGUCAUGACCCUGAUGUGGCACCGUUGGAGAACUUCAACGUGAAGAACGUGGUGCGAAUGUUGGUGAAUGAGAAUGAAGUGAAGCAAUGGAAAGAGCAAGCAGAAAAAAUGAGAAAAGAACAUAAUGAACUUCAGCAGAAGCUGGAGAAGAAGGAGAGGGAGUGUGAUGCGAAAUCACAAGAGAAGGAAGAAAUGAUGCAAACCCUCAAUAAGAUGAAAGAAAAACUCGAGAAGGAAUGCAGCGAACACCGGUUCGCUAAACAGCAAGCGGCUGAACUGUCCGCGAGGCUUCAUGAGAUGAGCAAUAGGACAAGUAUUCCAGGGGGCCCUCCUCUAAUUCCAUUGGCCCCUGGUGGUGCUCCGCCUCCACCUCCGAGUAUGGCUGGACUUCCUCCUCCUCCACCACCUCCAGGCGGAGUCCCGCCACCUCCUCCUCCUCCACCCGGUGGACCACCACCUCCACCAGGCAUGCCCAACUUUGGUGCUCCACCUCCUCCUGGUCUCAUGUCCAAGCUGAAGACGAAGAACAUCCCUCAGCCGUCCAAUCCGCUCAAGUCUUUCAACUGGACCAAAAUCAGUGAAAAUAAACUGGAUGGCACAGUGUGGCUUGAACUGGAUGACGUAAAUGUUUUCAAACUUUUGGACUUGGAGGAUAUUGAGAAAACAUUCUCGGCCUACCAGAGACAACAGGAUUUUCUGUUCAAUAACUUUAAACGGAAAGAAACUGAAGAUGACACGCUGACGUCUAAAAAGACCAGAGAACUUUCCGUCAUUGAUGGUCGACGUGCACAAAACUGCAACAUCCUCCUUUCGAAGUUAAAGCUUUCCAAUGAAGAGAUCAAGAGAGCUAUACUGACCAUGGAUGAACAGGAAGAUCUACCCAAGGAUAUGCUUGAGCAACUGUUGAAGUUCGUGCCAGAGAAAAGUGAUGUGGACCUUCUGGAGGAGCACAAGCACGAGCUCGAGCGGAUGGCAAAGGCCGAUCGCUUCCUUUAUGAGAUGAGCAGAAUCAACCACUACCAGCAAAGACUGCAGUCUCUUUAUUUCAAGAAGAAAUUUGUGGAAAGAGUAGCAGAAAUCAAACCCAAAGUGGAAGCUCUUAGCAAAGCAUCUAAGGAGGUUGUUCAGAGCAGGAACCUCAGACAGCUCCUGGAGGUUGUGUUGGCCUUUGGCAACUACAUGAACAAAGGACAGAGGGGCAACGCCUACGGCUUCAAAGUUUCCUCCCUUAAUAAGAUCGCUGACACCAAGUCCAGCAUUGACAAGAACAUCACUCUGCUACACUACCUGAUAACCAUUUUUGAGCAGAAGUACCCUAAAGUCGCCUUGAUUCGUGAAGAUCUGCAGAGCGUUCCAGAAGCAGCCAAAGUCAACCUGACUGAGCUGGAGAAAGAUAUUAACAACCUGCGUUCUGGCUUAAAAAGCGUAGAGACGGAGCUGGAGUAUCAGAGGGGUCAACCUCAGAUCUACGGGGAUAAGUUUGUGUCUGUUGUCAGUCAGUUCAUCACGGUGGCUGGUUUCAGUUUCUCUGAUGUGGAGGACACUCUUCAGGAGGCCAAGGAUUUGUUCGAAAAGGCCGUGAAGCACUUUGGAGAGGACGCCGCACGCAUGCAGCCUGAUGAGUUCUUCGGUAUCUUCGAUCAGUUCCUUCAAGCCUUCACCGAAGCCAAGCAAGACAAUGAAAACAUGCAACGACGCAAGGAGGAAGAGGAGCGCAGAGCACGCAUGGAGGCGCAGCUCAAGGAACAGCGUGAGAGAGAAAGAAAAGCACGGAAGGCCAAAGAGAACAAUGAGGAGGACGGAGAGUUUGAUGACCUGGUGUCUGCGCUUCGAUCCGGAGAAGUGUUCGACAAAGACCUGUCGAAGAUGAAAUACAACCGCAAACGUCCUCCAAAAUCAACCACGGAGAUUAGUCGGGAAAGACCUAUCACCAAACUCGAUUUCUGAGAUGACGGGUGUCGCCCUCUGGUGGUAGAGCUGAGACAUUACACCCGUGUCUACUCGAGUCUGAACUGUACAGUAUUCAUGGCGUUCGUCGGAGAAUGGCUCUACCUCUGAUCCUGAUAUCCAGGCCACACGCUCAGUGUACGUUUUCCAGUUGCCAAAAUAUUUCUGAGAGAUUUAUUUUUGCUUUUCCAAUAAUAAAAGUGUUAUUGUUGAGCGUGACUACGGUAGUUUGUACGAUGCGGGUGUGAUCACAGUAAGAUGAGAAGAAAGGGCUACAUGCUUUAUCAGUCAGUAAAGCAUUAUAAACCAUUGCACAGAUUACUUUUAUAUGCUAAUAGCCACAUAGACACACAAGUUUAUGUCUGUUACUCAGACGUUAUAUUUGUCCUAUAUGUUUGGUAAAUUAAAAGUGUUGGUGUACAACCUACACCAUAAAUACCCAGGCCAUGUUUUGCCACAUUUGGUCUGGAUAAACCUUUAGGCAAGCGAUGCUGGGUAUAGCAUUGGACUACAGUAUGUGAUUGGUUUGCACAGUUAUUCGCCAAGUUUAUUAUUUUGUUACACGAUUAAGUGCAGAUGAACUGCACCUAUUAAAGCACAAUGCACAGAACUUUAAAUCAAACAAAUAACAAACAUGUAUAAACCGCUAUUGAAACGAAAAUGUAUUAUAAUGCCACAGAUGUAAUAAAUGUGCCGACAGGAAGUACAAUAAAAGCCGAGGUCAAGCUUAGAUUGCAAAUAUAUUUUACAAAACGACGAAAACAACACGGUAUGUUUUUUCUUGGUUUAUUAAAAAAUAACAUUUGUUUAAAAAAGCUGUAGAUGCGUGAUGCACCUUAAACCAAACUGUCAUGCAUGUAUAUUCUUGUAAUUUCUCGUGUUUGUAUUGUUUCUCUCUUGUUCAUGAUUGUAUAUAUGUACAUACACUCAUUAACUCUUCAGACCGAGGCUUUUUCUUAGACCUUGACACUGCGAUUUUGUGCUAAUAAAUAUUUUUCCUGUUGAUCAGAUGCCAUUUAAAUCUUUUUCACUAAUAGUUCUUUGUAAUAUCGUAUUACUUUGUACGUUUUCUUUCGCCAUUGGGUUUAUUUAGUUUUCAUUAUUUAAGAAUUUAUUUGGAUGUAAGAUACAGUAUGUAAUCAAUAAACCCUGAGGGUCAUUUCA
This is a messenger RNA of Misgurnus anguillicaudatus (oriental weatherfish), 4687 nucleotides long. RefSeq names its product dishevelled associated activator of morphogenesis 1a (gene daam1a). NCBI's taxonomy places the organism in Eukaryota, Metazoa, Chordata, Actinopteri, Cypriniformes, Cobitidae. Gene Ontology annotation, molecular function: small GTPase binding; actin binding. Gene Ontology annotation, biological process: actin cytoskeleton organization. The record is from RefSeq and is a predicted model, not a curated record. Gene Ontology annotation, cellular component: stress fiber.